Messenger RNA from Acaulospora colombiana, 1561 nucleotides. The record is from the annotation of a GenBank genome assembly. NCBI's taxonomy places the organism in Eukaryota, Fungi, Glomeromycota, Glomeromycetes, Diversisporales, Acaulosporaceae.
AUGAACAUUUAUAAUAAUAGGUCAAUACCACCGAUACAAGACAUAGCUAUAGACAUAAUGGGAGAAAAUCGGAGAGGAUUUUUGCAUACGCCCACUACCGAGGAACUCGAAGAAGAAAACAUAAUAACACCUAAUCGAGAACAUUUUAUGACACAGCAACCAGAAUUUCAGCUGGGAAAAGGUAGACGUCUAUCCAAGAGUAGAGGAGAAUUUCAAAGAGGAACGUCGGUCAAUUUUGGAAGUGGAUCGGCGAAAACUCUGAAUCAAUGUAAGAUAUUGGUGCAUAACAAUAGAAGCAUACACUUAGAACGCGAACUUCUUCUAGAAGAGGCUGUCACGAAUUCACAGCAGCGACUGCAAGAUAAGUUGGUAGAGAUGACCAAGGCAGUAAAAGAACAAAUUGACAAUUGCGACGCCGGCAAGAACAUCCUUAAUAUCGAAUUAACGAAGAAGCGCAAAAAAAUCAAAACCGGUGAGAGUGUGGAGCACGCGAAAACUGGUGAUGAAAGCAACGAAGAAAGGAAGGACAAAAAAAAGGAAGUUGAGGAUACCAUGGUGGCUGCUAAUGGAGAGAUUAGAUGGAAAAAAAGAGCUUCGGAAUUGACGAAUGAAGUUGAGAUGCUUAAGCGACGGUUAUGUGUGGUUGAGCUAGAACUUGAAGCCGCGAAACUAAACGUUGCACCUAACAAACGAAGAAAAACGAAGGUAGCGCAACGAAUUAAGGAAGAGGUGGAGCAAGGUACGAGUGUAUCGACGACAACUUUGAACGCGAAGCAAUCCGGUAAAGUUACGACCGCUAAAAGGGGUUCUAAACGACAUAUUGAACCCGACUGUCAAAUAUUCGAAAAAAUUCAAGGAACCAACGACGAAGUAUGGAAGUCGUUUGAUAUCCAUCAAGCCAUAUCAUUCUUGCAACAAAUCAAGCUAUUAAUUCAGGCGAAUAGCAUGUUCACGCCAGCAAUGGGAACUUUAAAUGCAGUGUUGAAAGAUUCACCUUUCCAACACGGUAUCGUGAUCAAACAAGCGAUUGUCAAGAUUAUUGGUUUUAUGAGCGCGAAGCUGACAGAUGUGCUACACGUGAUCGAGAAUGCCACCGUUGAUUCAAAGGCAAGGCAAUCUUAUCCAUCUUUAUUUCUUGAGUCGCCAAUACUUUCCAUAUCGGAAAAGUCGGAGAUCAUGGAAACUCUUGCGAAUUCAUUUGCAUCUUUAAUCAAAGCGAUACAUGUCCUAAGCAAACGGAUGAUUAGGGAUUUGUUUCAAGAGAGCACCGAUUCUGUCGAUAAUACCACCACUGCAUAUAACGAUCCACGAAAUGUUAUAUCUGAAUUGUUAAUUCACGUAUGCAACGUAGAGCCAAGGUUAAAAGAGGCAGUAUCAUUCGUGGCAGCCAAAGAAUGCCUGAGACUGGUGUUCGAAGAAUUCGAAGAGAACAGGUUGAUGCCCUCACAAGAUGGCAGUUCGCCGCAUGGUGAAAUUGUACCGUUUAUGACAACAAAAAUUUCGCUUUCAUGUGAGGAGGUCAAUAACGAGACACUGUCGAAAAUUGAUAAAGAGGUCAAAG